Paramecium sonneborni is the source of this 1128-nucleotide messenger RNA. NCBI's taxonomy places the organism in Eukaryota, Ciliophora, Oligohymenophorea, Peniculida, Parameciidae. The record is from the annotation of a GenBank genome assembly.
AUUUAUUAUACCCAAUGUUAAGUAUGAAUGCAUGUCUAUUUAAGCAUAAAAUUAUUAUGAUUUAAGAGGAGGAGAUAAGAUGAACAGUAAUAGUAACAAUAGAUAAUUAGAGAGAUAUGAGAAAUUAGAGAAAAUUGGUGAAGGUAACUAUUAAUUUUUAAUGUGUUUAGGAACCUAUGGAGUUGUUUAUAAGGCACGUGAUUCAGUUACAAAAGAAUUAGUAGCAUUGAAGAAGAUUAAGUUAGAAAAUGAAGAUGAAGGAGUUCCAUCUACAGCUAUGAGAGAGAUUUCGAUAUUAAAAGAACUCUAACCACAUCCAAACAUUGUGGGUCUCAAAGAAGUCAUCUAUUAACCUAAUGAGAAAAAACUUUAUUUAGUAUUUGAGUAUGUUGAGAUGGAUUUCAAAAAAUUCUUAGAUUAAAACAAACACAAUCUCACAUUAAGUUAAAUCAAAGUAUUAAUUAUAUCAAUUAUAGCAUUUUACAUUCCAAAUAUUAAAUGGUCUCAAUUAUUGUCAUUCUAGACGUAUAAUACAUAGAGAUCUAAAACCAUAAAAUAUUUUAAUAGACAAAUCAACAGGAAUUAUAAAAUUAGCAGAUUUUGGAUUAGCUAGAGCUUUUGGAGUACCUAUAAAAACUCUUACACAUGAAGUAGAAACUCUUUGGUAUAGAGCUCCAGAAAUAUUAUUAUCAUAAAAGUAAUACUCUUUGGGAGUUGAUAUCUGGUCUGUUGGAUGUAUUCUUACAGAAAUGGUUGAAAAACAUGGAUUAUUUUGUGGAGAUAGUGAAAUCGAUUAAAUCUUUAAGAUAUUUUAAUAUCAUGGAACCCCUACUGUAUAAGAUUGGCCAAACAUUGCAGAUCUUCCAGAUUUUAAACCUACAUUCCCUAGAUUUAGACCAACUCCUCCAGAAUAAUUUUUCAAAAAUUUUGAAAAAGUAUUUAUUUUAUAAAAUAUAAUAUUAGAAUGGAUUAGAUCUAGUUACUAAAAUGAUUGCUCUUGAUCCUGCUAAGAGAAUUUAUGUUAAAGAGGCAAUGAAACAUCCUUUCUUUGAUGAUCUAAGCAAAGAAGAUUUAGUUAAAUAUUUCCCACCUGGAUAAUAAAAUUUGGCAAUGCAAUAUGGAAAAUGA